UUUUUUUUUUUUUUCUUCUUACAUUAGCAGUGUCAUUUAAUACCUUUAAAUAAAGCUUUGGCCAUAACUACAGCAAAAUAAAAUACAGGCAAAUCAAAAUCUGUUACAAUCCAACCGUCAGUCAAUGACUUAGCCAUGGCUGCUCUUCGACUAGGAGUAGUGGAAUCUCCAAGCUUCACCAGUCCUGUCCUCGAAAUACAAAAUUAGCAGCACCUUCUCGGUGGUGGAUGGAGUAAAUAUGGUCUGUGGCGGUGAGAGAAGGAAGACAAUAGAGCAGAGGAAAAUUGUUCUCUGCAAUGGCAAAAGAAACUCUCUCUAACGCCCAAUACGCUGAGGAAGUACUAUUCCAGGAGGAAUCAAUGGGCUCGUUGAUAAUUUCUCAGGUGAAAAACAAAAUUCCAUCAUCAAUUCCAAUGAUUGAACCAUCUCCAGAGCCAAACCCUAAAGAAACGGGCGAAUCUUCACUCAUUUUCUGCGAAAUUUGUGUAGAAAUAAAAGAAAUCGACCAAAUGUUCAAAAUCGAUAGCUGUGUUCACUCUUUUUGCUGCGAUUGUAUAAGCAAACAUCUAGCUGCAAAAAUUCAAGAUAGUACUUGUACUAUUAUUACUUGUCCAGGAAUGAAUUGCCGAGCAAUUCUCGAACUUGACAUUUGCAGAUCUCAGCUUUCCAAGGGAGUAAUUGAUAUCUGGGAGGAAAUGCUAUGCAAGGAGAUGAUAAGCGAAUGGGAGAAGUUCUAUUGUCCUUUUAAGGAUUGUUCUGCACUUUUGGUGAAUGAUUGUGAUUGUGGAGGAGAAGCUAUUAGAGAGUCUGAGUGUCCGUUUUGCCAUAGAUUGUUCUGCGCUCAGUGUUAUGUGCCUUGGCAUUCUGGAGUUGAGUGUGAAGUGUUUCAGAGGUUGAAUGAGGAUGAAAGAGGAAGGGAAGAUUUGAUGGUGAUGGAACUUGCUAGAGCUCAGAAAUGGAGUAGAUGUCCUCGCUGUAAAUUUUAUGUUGAAAGAACGGAAGGUUGCCCACAUAUAACAUGCAGGUGCAAGUUCGAGUUUUGCUAUGGAUGUGAAUCAGAGUGGACAACAAGCCAUGGUGGUUGUCAGAGAAAUUAGUUAGACUCGGUAAUUGAAGUACGAGAGGAAUUAUUUAUUAUAUAUGCAUACAAUUUUACUAGGAAGAUGUUUCCUCAUGGGAAAUUAUGUGUUUAAGUGAAGUAGAUUACCUUCUUGUUUUGUUUUUUAGCUAUAUUGUUUAUAAAUGGCUAUGAUGUUUUGGCUAUCAUAAUUCCCAUUCAUCUAUUAAUGCAAAAUGCACUACCUAUUUAGGACUA
This is a messenger RNA of Jatropha curcas, 1315 nucleotides long. NCBI's taxonomy places the organism in Eukaryota, Viridiplantae, Streptophyta, Magnoliopsida, Malpighiales, Euphorbiaceae. The record is from RefSeq and is a predicted model, not a curated record.